Messenger RNA from Diatraea saccharalis (sugarcane borer), 1898 nucleotides. The record is from the annotation of a GenBank genome assembly. Lineage: Eukaryota; Metazoa; Arthropoda; Insecta; Lepidoptera; Crambidae.
GCGCAUCGUUCGACGAGGGUGUUUUUGUAACAGAAUAUAACCGCAGGAGACCACUCUAGUGCAUGGGUUUUCGCAUCAAAUAAUUAAAUAUGCUAUUCUCUUUUCUUUUCAGACGAAAAUUCAUCGUCUAAGACUCAACAGUGCCUUAGAACACUCGCAAAUCAAGCUAAACUGUGCAUUACAAAGGGACAACCAGAUUUCCCUACCGACGUUUUGUAAAUUUUUAUUGAUGGAAAUAUUCGUUUGCCUGAAUCUGAUAAUACUAAACAAGGUCCCGUUCAAGAAGAGUAUAUAGUAUUGAGAGCAGAUUUUGAUCUUGUGUGGUGUGCGGACAUCACGGUGAAUGGAGCCAUAGCAUCACGCCCAAGAGAAGACAAGCAGUGUGCAACCGCAGCACUUGGAGACCUCAUGGAGAUCCACACCUGCCAGCCAACGUAUCUGAUCGGAAGCCGGUUCACCAAUAAACUGAUCCCGGGGCUGUUCCCCCACAUACAGUACCACCUCUGCAGAUAUAGCACCAAUAUGCUCUUGCGUAUCGAAAACCAACUCCUGCAGAGCCACCGUCAAAGAGAAUCUACGGGAAUAAAGAAACUGUAUAACUCAUUCUUCGUCCUUUUCUAACCUACUCGCCGAGGAAACCGCUUCAUCAUUCAUCUCGUUCAUUCAUUUCAUUCAGUGAUUUUUGGGGCAAUGCCCCUGUAAUGGAGUUCGGACAAGACUAUACUAUGCAUGACCCGCGUAAGGAGGACUAUUCCUGGGAAUCAACAGUGAGAUUGACUUUGGUGGGGAGAGAGGAAGAGCUAGGGAUGUAUUUGGAAGAGAGGGAGGGACGGAAGAGGAAGUGGCACGACGGAAAGUUGAUGCGUCGGGAAGACGUGGACGAGAAAGAGCAGAGAAAAGUGCCGCCUAAGAAAAUUAUGGCGGCACUGGGCGACUUAGGUGGCAGCGGAACGAGCUCCUCCUCCUCCCACAUGUCGCCUGGAUGGCAGGUCAACGACCUCGACUUGGACCUUCCUGGGGAGCUGAGUAUGAAUGAUGCGCUGCUGUCACUGCCGUCGCUGGCGGUAUUCAAACAGGAGGCGCCGUCUCCUACUGGCGCUGUGUUGUCCCCGCCGCGACGCGCGUGGCCACGACGUAUCGAUGACAGACAGGUGACGAGCAUGGUGGUGGACGGACGCGAGUCUAUGGACGAGAACGGUUGCCACCAGUCACCACCACACAGCACCAAUAUGAUGCAGCCUCAUUCUAGUCCCGAGAGUAUGCAAUGUCAGCCGAUGACGGGCGGCACUCUUAUGCCAGUCACUGGCUACCACUCUCCUACUCCUCAAGAAACUAAGAAUGCUGGUCUGUUGAUGUGUUCUCCGAGUAGUUCAUUGGAUGGGUUCCUGCAUUCACCUGCACCAAGAACCGAACCCAGCUUCAAGGAUGACACCAGGUUCCAGUAUGUGUUGGCCGCCGCCACGUCUAUAGCGACUAAACAAAAUGAGGAGACCCUCACGUAUCUGAACCAGGGGCAGCCGUAUGAGAUCAAACUCAAGAAACUAGGGGACCUCUCACAUUACAAGGGGAAGCUGUUGAAGAGUGUAAUAAAGAUAUGCUUCCACGAGCGUCGACUGCAGUAUAUGGAAAGGGAGCAGAUUGCGCAGUGGCACGCUGAAAGACCCACCGAAAGGAUUAUAGAGGUGACUGAUUCAUUAGUAUCGUGAGAACUUCACUGCAAAAAGUCGAAUAUAAAUGUUUUAAUUUUUUUUAUUUAUUUCAUGAGUUUGUUAAUGUACAACAUGAUGAAUUAAUACAUUUUUGAUACUUAUGACACGUAGAUAGUUUCUGAUAUAGGUAAUGAAACGUAAAAAUAUGUCUACAAAAAUUCAAUGCUAUGGUUACCCUAUUGUCACUGA